This is a messenger RNA of Pelagomonas calceolata, 817 nucleotides long. The record is from the annotation of a GenBank genome assembly. NCBI's taxonomy places the organism in Eukaryota, Pelagophyceae, Pelagomonadales, Pelagomonadaceae.
GGAAAUCAACCAGUGUGUCGCGUGCACACGAUAAUUCUUCAUGAAGUCAUUUCUCGACGAUGAAGCGGCCGUGCUGGCUCCGUCGAGCGGUGAGGAAUCGACACCGCCACGCCGUCGAGCAGGCGUCGCGUCGAUUGCGUGGAGGUCAUGAUUGGGCCAUGGGAGGAGAUGCGCCGCGACAUUUGAUUUCCACACAGGUCGCGGCUUCCACGUCGCCCCACGCAGCUCUGCGCCAGGCGGGCACCUGGGGCCUCGGGGUCCUCGCCGACGCGGGCGCGGCCGUGCCGGACGCCCCGCGGGCGCUCGUGGCGGCCCUGGCCCAGUACCCGCGCGACGGCGAGUGCGGCGCGUCCGACAUGGCCUUCGAGAACGCUGUCGCAGCCUGUGUGGAAAUCAAACUUCGGGCGCCCCACGCCAUCGACGCAUAUGUGUGGAACUCACUGGUUGAUUUCCACAGGUGGCGGCAGCGUUCCGCGUCUACGCGCGCUGCCAGGACCAGCAGCUCGCGAUGGCGGCCAUGGGCGGCCUGCCCCUCUAUCUCGACGUCGCGGAGGCGCGGCCGGCGCACGCGACGGCCUGGGCGCUCCUGCCCGACGCCGCCGCGCGGCGGGGGCUCCAGGCGGCGCUCGCCCAGGUCGCGGCGGCGCGGCCGCCGCCGGGCUGGGCCGUGGCCGUCCUCUCGGGCGACCGUUCCGCACGCGUCGCGCGGCGGUACGGAAACGACAUGGCCGCCGCGCGGGCGGCGGCGCAGAAGGCCGUCGACGAGGCAGCCGUCGUGGACGCGGCGACUCGCAACGCGCUUGCGGCGCUGGUUUAA